ACAGUACUCUGAUUUCAAGUAAAAUAAUAAUAAUAAUACUACACAUACUUAUUUUUUAUACUUGGAGCCUAAAAUUUACGGCCGCACGAACGGAGUGCACGUUUGCUUCUGUCACAUGUUUGUUUGUCCGAGUUUUUGCUCUUGCAUACUGCCGUUGUAAAAAGUUGGAAAGAAAAUAAUCUUAACUUUUCAAUUUCAAAUUAGAAAUGAAAUCAAAGAAAUUGGAGCUUGACUUGUCUUUUUAUAGAUAUCCUCCUUUUACCUAUUUUACUAUACUCAAUUCUUCUAUUUUUAGGAUCCUUCUGAAAAUUAAAUUAAUUUUUCCAUUUAUGUUUGUAGUUUCUUAUUUCUGACAAAACAAAUGUUGGAAAAAAUCUAUCCUUAGAUGCCACGUGUAGCUAUUCGAUAAGUGAUAAGAUUCAGUAUUAUCUGGAGCGUUAGCGUUAAAUAACACUCUUAAGCUUCACAUGUUUUAUCGCUUACACUCAAAUUAAGUCUAUGUAAUUACAAAAUUACAACACUCUCUCCAUCUCUUUGUUUUCUCCGCAGAUGAUGAGUGUGAAAACCUGUAAAGUUGAGCCUUUAAAAGGGCAAACACCACUUAGAAGUAGCAAGACCAAACAGGAUGCUAAACCUUAUUCGUGUUCUUCACCACCAUCCAUCAAGGCGUAUACAUCUCCAUUCGUAAGCCAAAAGACUUCAAGACGUGUUGCUUUGUCUGCUGAAGAUAUCAAGAAUGCUCAUAGAGAAGCGACAAAGAUCUCGAGUUCGAGCUGUGGAUCAAGCAAAUGGACAGGAAAUUUCAUUCUCAUGGUGGAGCUUCGAAGAAAGAUUAUCAAUUUUAGAACCAUCAUUGAUCUUCCUCCUCUGACCUAUUAUCUCUCUAUAUCCAAUAUGGUGAUGCGUACGAUGAAAGAUCUCCAUAAGCUCUGUCCUGAGAUCAUUGACAGCUCCCAAAUCCUCGAAAUGAGACGUGAAGAAGUUGACAAGUUGCUUGACAAUUUCUACAACGCUUUGAAAUCAAUUGGAGAUUCAUGGAUCGAUGACCACGAAUGGAUCAUCAAAUCCAAGUAUAGAAGCAGUAACAUAAGGAAGAAUCUGUCUGAUCGACUUGUGGAAAAGGUGUUAGCUGCAUUAGAUGGACUGAUUAAGGGGAUGAACGAGAGGCUUAAUACGACAGAGAACGGCAAUGUGGAAAUGAAGAAAAAGGUUAGUCCGCGGAGUACUAAAACAUCAAAUGACCGAUCAGAAUCAUUGGCGAAGCAACCGAUCAGGCCAAAAACGGUGCUGAGUCCACCGAGUAAAGUCCAUGGAGACUUUUCAAUCUCUGUGUCAAAUCUUCCUAGAAAUGUGAGAAUGCAAGCGCUUGUAAAGCUGAGUCCUAUCGAUGUAAAGCGACUCGCUAUCCAAAAUUUUAGUCAGAAAGAAGCUCUGAGCAAUAAUGGUGAUGGUGAUGAUGAGAGUCUCAAAGUGAAGAAGAGUGAAACAGAGGAGAAAGCAAAAGAAGCUAUUCUUGAGAAACAAGAUAGUGUGAAGAGUCAGAUUGAUGAUAAAGAUUGCUCAAAAGUUUCAGUGAAAUCUGAAAUGGUUUCAAAAUCUUUUGCUCCGCCUCCUCCACCACCUCCAGGGAAUGCAGCAAUCCCGGUGGAACCACCACUUACAAUGUCUGCUGAAAAAGAGUCGUAUGCUCCGCUUCCUCCACCUCCCGGAAGAGCAGCACUACCACCGCCACCGCCACUUCCAAUGGCUGUGAGAAAAGGAGUGGCUGCUCCGCCUCUUCCACCUCCAGGGACUGCAGCACUACCUCCACCACCGCCACUUCCAAUGGCUGCCGGAAAAGGAGUGGCUGCUCCACCACCUCCUCCACCUGGCGCAAGAGGAGGCUUGGGAGCGAAGAAAGUAACUAGUAAACUGAAGAGAUCAACCCAUUUAGGGGCCCUAUUUAGAUUCCUCAAGGGGAAACUAGAAGGGAAGAAUCCAGAAGUAAGAUCUCGUGGCGCUGGAGGAGGAAGUAAAGGCGCGACUGGAAGCGCUCCAGCCAGCGGAAAGCAAGGAAUGGCUGAUGCUCUUGCUGAGAUAACAAAGAAGUCUCCUUAUUUUCAGAAGAUAGAAGAGGAUGUUCGAAUGUAUAUGACUUCAAUCAAUGAGCUUAAGACAGAUAUUACAAAGUUCAAGAACAAGGACAUUACCGAGCUUCAAAAAUUUCACCAUCGUAUUGAAUCAGUUCUUGAGAAACUAGAAGAUGAAACACAGGUUCUAGCAAGAUGUGAAGGAUUCCCGCAUAAGAAACUCGAAGCAAUAAGAAUGGCUGCUGCAUUAUACUCGAAGCUGGAGGGUAUGAUCAAAGAGCUAAAGAACUGGAAGAUAGAGUCUCCGGCGAACCAACUUUACGAUAAGACUGAGCGUUACUUUGCAAAGGCAAGUCAUAGAAAUACUGAUUUUCGCUUGUUUCUUCGCCUUUCUUUUUUUCUGGUUAUUUCCUCUUUCAGGUAGCUGAAUUGAUCUGAGGACAAUGAUAUAAAUAACAGAUCAGAAAAGAGAUUGAAACUCUAGACCAGAUCAAAGCAGAAGAGGAAAAGAAGUUCAAGAGCAAUAACAUCCAUUUCGACUUCAACAUCCUUGUUCAGAUCAAGGAAUUAAUGGUUGAUAUCUCUUCAGGCUGUAUGGAACUGGCAUUGAAGGUAGUAGGACUAACAUUUUGCAUACAUCUGAUCACUAUUUUGAAACCCUUUUAACCAGAGUCUCUUGGUUCAACCUCACAGGAAAAGAGAGAAGCAAAGAUUGCAUCGCAAACUACUGCAGAAUCACUCGAGGCAAAGCCAAGCACGAAGAAUAAGACUCCAGGAUGGGCUAAAACGUUGUGGAGGGCAUUUCAUUUUGCAUACAGAGUUUACACAUUUGCUGGUGGGCACGACGAUCGUGCUGAUAAGCUUACAAGAGAGUUGGCUGAGGAGAUCGAGCAGAUUCUUGGAAACCAAUGACUUGUGACUUAUGUCUCGGCUGAAAAUGUCACAAAGGUAUUGGAGUCUUUAUAGAAGACAGUUAUUAAAGAGAAUAAGUGAUUUAGGUUAACAUGUUGUAAUGUAGUUAGUUACCAAAAAGCUGUUGUACUCUGAUAAGUCUUCUCACUGUAUGACUGCACCUAUAAAAAAGAAAAUAGCAUAUCAAGGUUACCAAAACAUAUCCUAGCUAUCGAAUCCAGGGAAUUAAACACUUGAGGACGACAGAUCUCAGUAUUGAACCGAGGUAGGAAAACUGGGAACUUCCGUGUGACAAUAUGGCAAGCUCUAGCCAGAGACAGAUGCAGAGCUCGAGGAAUGGCGACAGUGAGAGAAGAAGCCAAGAGGAAAGGAAACAGAACAAACCAAGAACAAG
Molecule: messenger RNA, 3375 nt
Organism: Arabidopsis thaliana (thale cress)
Lineage: Eukaryota; Viridiplantae; Streptophyta; Magnoliopsida; Brassicales; Brassicaceae
Product: hydroxyproline-rich glycoprotein family protein
Exons: 7
Coding region: 550-2493 (647 amino acids)
Source: RefSeq, marked reviewed